Messenger RNA from Panicum virgatum (switchgrass), 1023 nucleotides. Its product is annotated as pectin acetylesterase 5-like. Gene Ontology annotation, molecular function: hydrolase activity. The record is from RefSeq and is a predicted model, not a curated record. Lineage: Eukaryota; Viridiplantae; Streptophyta; Magnoliopsida; Poales; Poaceae. The coding region runs from base 1 to 813 and encodes 270 amino acids. The transcript is spliced from 7 exons.
AUGGCCAUGGCGACCACGCCACGGACGCCGCUCCUCUCGCAGCAUCGAUCAGGCUUCGCUGUCGUCUCGGCGGCGGCGCCACGGCUCAUCGCCGUGCUCCUGGCCGUGGCAGCCUUGUCCUCCUCGUCGUCGGCGGCGGCGGCGGGCUCUCCGGAGGUCGUCGAGCUGACCCUCCUCGCAAACGCUCGGGAGAAGGGUGCGGAUUUCUACAAGUGGAAUAAAGUUGACAUUAGGUAUUGUGACGGGGGAUCAUUUGCUGGGGAUGCUGAGGGCAAAGAUCGGAAUGGAACAAAACUUUUCUUCAGAGGAUUGCGUAUCUGGGAAGCAGUCGUCGACGAACUCAUGGGGAAAGGACUGGCAACUGCUAAACAGGCCUUGCUUUCAGGUUGUUCCGCUGGUGGUCUUGCUGCCCUACUGCACUGCGAUGAUUUCCGUGCACGAUUCCCUCAGGAGAUUCCAGUAAAAUGCCUCUCGGAUUCUGGAUUCUUUCUUGAUGCAAAGGAUUUAUCAGGGGAAAGGUUAAUGCGGUCGAUCUUCAGUGGAGUUGUUCAACUUCAGAAAAGUUCUGCCCAUGGACUGCAUUGCAGAGAAGGAUCCAACAGAGAAUGUCAGAAAAGUUCUGCCCAGGGACUGCAUUGCAGAGAAGGAUCCAACAGAGGUAGUUGCUCAUUGUCUAGGAGAAAUCCACUUCUGGAUGUGUAUGCUGCCAAGUUGUCUCCAUUUGUUAACAUGUUCUUUUUUUUAGUAGAUUUGUUAACAUGUUCUUUGCACCCGUGUUUCUUUCCUGCUUGGCCAGUUCAAACACAUCACUAACGAUAGGAGCGUCCUUGGCCAGUUCAAGCUCAUGCUUGGCCCUAGCUAGCUCGUGAGACACGUCAGCCAGCGAGAUCUUGUCAACAUCCAAGUUCGCUACGUUCUCAUCAUGCUUGGCACGGAGAGCAACAAGAUCAUUCAUGUGAGAUAUGCAGCCAGCGCACUCAUCCUCACCAGAUUUCUCUCUAGCACAAGCCAGCUCAGCCCUAA